Messenger RNA from Trichomonas vaginalis G3, 1038 nucleotides. RefSeq names its product protein of unknown function (DUF3447). Gene Ontology annotation, molecular function: protein binding. Bases 1 to 1038 code for a protein of 345 amino acids. The record is from RefSeq and is a predicted model, not a curated record. NCBI's taxonomy places the organism in Eukaryota, Parabasalia, Trichomonadida, Trichomonadidae. The transcript has a single exon.
AUGUCCGAUCAAAUCGCUCCUGUAAAUAAAUACAGCGAAUUGAGAAGUAAUUACAAAUAUUACAUCGACUCCUAUAAUGCGUUGUAUCAGCUCAAAGCACAAAAUGAAGAAGAAAUAAAUUCCGUUUACAAAAUGAUCAAAAGAGAAUUGAUUGAUUCAAAUAAACAUAUUCCCCAAAAUAUCAUAAAUGAUAUUUUAAGUAUCAUCCCAUAUAACAAUCGCUAUACAAAAUCAUAUUUGGAACUUAUCAAACUCAUAUCAGAUGAUUAUUAUGGAAAAGAUGUUAAAAGUAUUCCACUUACUUCUUACCUUCAUUUUUAUAAGGAAUACACAAAUAAUUUAGACUAUAAUAAUAAUUUCCAAGAAAUUAAUGACGAAUAUCAAGAAAUUCUUGUAGAAAAUACCAUCUACAGAGCAAUUAUGUAUAAUGAUAAAGAAAGAUUUAUCUUUUUCAUGGAAAGUGAAGGAUUUGAUGAAAAUAAAAAACUUAAAAACAAAAUAUACCCAUUUAGUUUCAAAAUAAGUUAUUCAUUACUUGAAUUAUGUUGUUAUUAUGGAGCAGUCGAUUGUUUUAAGUUAUUAAGAACGAAAUUUAACUCAGAAAUAACUGAAACAUGUCUAGGGUUUUCAUUUUUAGGAGGAAAUAAAGAGAUAAUUAGUGAAUGUUUGAAAUAUCAAACACCAGAUUUUGAUUGCAUGAAAUAUGCAAUUAUUUCGCACAACAUUGAUUUCGUUACAUUUUUACUCAAUGAAUACAAUUUAAAUAUAAAUUUCAUUUUUUGCGGAAUAUUGAAUAAUCUUGACGCAUUUUUAGUUAAUUUUGAUCAAACUAAUGAUAUUAACGAAAGUUUUCUUUAUUCUGGGAUGUUUGAUAUUCCAUCCCUUUGUGACUAUUUCCUUUCACAUCGCGCAAAUAUAAAUGCAAAAUAUUUUGAUAAUAGAACCGCGCUUCGUUUUGCAGUGCGCUAUAAUUGUGGGAAAACAACGGAAUUUCUUCUUUCCCAUGGUGCAAAUAUUAAUGAAAAAAAUGAUGGCUAA